UCAUGGUAUUAAGGUGACUUUUGCCAAAACUGCUAAUGCUAAAAUGCUUGAGCACCUACCGGGGUAAAGUAAGACAAAGUGUGAUAAAAUUCAAAAACAAUCGGACCAAAGUCACACGGUCACUCCCACACCUUUAGCAUUAAAAAAUCACACACAAAAAAAGCUCACACCUCUUUUAAAUAAAAAACCCCAGCCAAAAUUCCAAAACGAAUGAAUACAUCAGUGGUAAAUUAAUCCACUGUUUCUCUCUAUGGCUCUACUUCAUUACAACCAGAAUUACCUGGGUUUUGUGGCAAAACUGCUACUAAUAGCAACACUCGCCGUUGGAGUAGAAGCCAUUGGAGUGAAUUGGGGAAGAAAUGCAUCACACCCACUUCCACCUACAAAAGUUGUGCAACUUCUUAAAUAUAACAAUAUCACCAAAGUUAGGCUAUUUGAAGCUGACCCUUUUGUUCUUCAAGCUCUUCAAGGUUCCAAAAUAGAGGUCAUUUUGGGUAUUCCAAAUUCAAUGUUACCCAGGUUAAAUUCUUCUUUGAAGGUUGCUCAGAGUUGGGUACAUGAUAAUCUUACUCGUUUUCUAUCUGAUUCUUCCCCUAAAGUUCGAAUUCAGUACAUUGCUGUUGGGGACAGUCCAUUUCUGCAAUCUUAUGGUGGGCAGUAUGUUCCUUAUGUUGUUGGUGCUUCCAUGAACAUUCAAGCAGCCUUAACUAGGGCAAACAUAGCAGACCAGGUAAAGGUGGUCGUUCCAUGUAGUUAUGAUGCCUUUCAAACAGAAUCUGGGUUGCCUUCUAAGGGGCACUUUAGGCCUGAUCUCAACAAGACCAUGAUCCAGCUGCUUGCGUUUCUCUCUAAGCAUAACUCACCAUUUAUGUCAAGCAUAUCUCCCUUUCACCUUUUUCAACAGAAUAAAAACAUCUCCCUUCAUUUUUCCCUCUUUAAGGAAACUUCUCACCCUCAUAAAGAUGGAAAAAAGGUCUAUGACAAUAGCUUUGACUUGAGCUAUGAUACUUUGGUAACUGCGAUAUCAGGUGCUGGCUUUCCCCAAAUGGAUAUCAUCAUUGACCAGAUCGGAUGGCCCACAGAUGGAGUGGUUAAUUCCAAUUCCUCCACAGCUGAAUCAUUCAUGAAAGGCUUGUUGAGCCAUCUUCGUAAGAAGUCAGGGACUCCAUUGAGGCCCCAUAAACCACCAAAAGAAGCAUACAUUCUCAGUCUCUUAGACGAGGAUCAAAAAAGCAUUGUUGAUGGUGGUUUUGAGAGACACUGGGGAAUUUUUACUUUUGACGGACAAGCUAAAUACAGCGUUGAUUUUGGCCAAGGCUCAAGAAGCCUCGUAAAUGCUCAAAAUGUGGAGUAUCUCUCUGCCAAAUGGUGUGUUGUGAAUGACAACAAAGAUCUUAGCAACGUUACGGCAAGUGCCUUAGAUGCAUGUUCCAAUGCAGAUUGCAGUGCCCUCUCUCCUGGGGGCUCGUGUUAUAAUCUUACUUGGCCUGGGAACAUUUCUUAUGCUUUCAAUAGCUAUUAUCAGCAGCAUGAUCAAAGCCCUGAUGGGUGUGAAUUUGGAGGGUUAGGUUUGGUUACUACUGUUGAUCCAUCUGUAGAUAAUUGUAGAUUUUCUGUUCAACUCCAGACUGCAUACGGAGGUUUUCUUCAAGUGCCUUCGUCAAUGUACUUGAUUCUUUUGUACACGGCAGGAUUUCUGAUAUAAUUAUGUAGCUCCACAACUCAGAACUAUGGCAAGCAGCAAUUUUCAUCUGUUUCUAUGUAGCUGCGUCCUAGAGAUUUUGUUAAAGGAGAGCAAGCUUAAAAUGACUGUUUAGGCUUCCCCUUUCCUUUGCUGUUUAGGCUGGGUUAAUUUAUCUGAGUUGGUUGCUUGAUUUUUUGUCCAAGUUUAGAAUGACUGUUGUACAUGGUUAUUUCUGAUUUCUUUCACCCUGUAAAAAUCACAGCAGUGCUGAACAUGAUGAAAGGAGGACUUCAUUGGAUCUUGACAA
Molecule: messenger RNA, 1991 nt
Organism: Chenopodium quinoa (quinoa)
Lineage: Eukaryota; Viridiplantae; Streptophyta; Magnoliopsida; Caryophyllales; Amaranthaceae
Product: glucan endo-1,3-beta-glucosidase 9-like
Exons: 2
Coding region: 251-1705 (484 amino acids)
Biological process (GO): carbohydrate metabolic process
Cellular component (GO): plasma membrane
Molecular function (GO): hydrolase activity, hydrolyzing O-glycosyl compounds
Source: RefSeq, a predicted model, not a curated record